Parnassius mnemosyne (clouded apollo) is the source of this 396-nucleotide messenger RNA. NCBI's taxonomy places the organism in Eukaryota, Metazoa, Arthropoda, Insecta, Lepidoptera, Papilionidae. The record is from the annotation of a GenBank genome assembly.
AUGCCGAAGGUAAAAGGAAAAUCCAUCACACGGAACCAUUUCGAAAAAAUUGAUAAUGAUACUGCCAAAUGUAAACUAUGCGAAAAAAUAAUUAAGGUUGGUGGUGGAACUUCUAAUAUGUUCGCUCAUUUAAAAAGACACCAUCCGCAGGCUACAGUGGAAAUGCAGGGGAAUGUUGCAGGUGAACAGUCCAAUAACCUAUCCGCCUUAGGACAAACUAAGCAAGAACAAUCUUUGAACAUUUCAAAAACUCCUCUGCUCCAAACUACAUUAAAAGUGACCUUGGUCAAUAAUAAGAAAAAUAUUGAUAAAUAUUUAACCAUGAUGAUCGCUACGGACUUCCAGCCCUUUUCGAUUGUUGAAGACAGAGGAUUAACAGGUUCACAGAAGUUUUGA